Messenger RNA from Myxocyprinus asiaticus (Chinese sucker), 3431 nucleotides. Its product is annotated as SWI/SNF-related matrix-associated actin-dependent regulator of chromatin subfamily E member 1-like. Gene Ontology annotation, cellular component: SWI/SNF complex. Bases 155 to 1429 code for a protein of 424 amino acids. Gene Ontology annotation, biological process: negative regulation of DNA-templated transcription. Gene Ontology annotation, molecular function: nuclear receptor binding; nucleosomal DNA binding. The record is from RefSeq and is a predicted model, not a curated record. Lineage: Eukaryota; Metazoa; Chordata; Actinopteri; Cypriniformes; Catostomidae. The transcript has 11 exons.
UCAGAUUGUGGCCAGUAAGGGGGCAGCAAUAUGCCUAAAACAGGUCAGAUGGAGCUCAAAAUGUGUCACAUCCUGGCGAAGCACCAUUGAGGGAACAAAGAAGUUGUGAACCAAAUGAUGGCGAUAGCCUGAUAUCCUCAAUCCAACAAACAACAUGUCAAAGCGGCCAUCAUAUGCCCCUCCCCCAGCCCCUGCCCCCACAACACAAAUGCCCACCACCCCUGGGUUUGUGGGGUACAACCCAUACAGCCAUCUGGCCUACAACAACUACAGGCUGGGAGGGAACACCGGCGGGAACAACAGGGUAAUGAACUCCACAGGGAUCACCGUUCCUAAGCCGCCCAAACCGCCUGACAAGCCGCUGAUGCCCUACAUGCGGUAUAGCCGGAAGGUAAGCAGGAAGGUUUGGGACCAAGUUAAAGCCUCUAAUCCUGACCUGAAGCUUUGGGAGAUUGGGAAGAUCAUUGGUGGUAUGUGGAGGGACCUCACUGAUGAGGAGAAACAGGACUAUUUAAAUGAAUAUGAAGCAGAAAAGAUUGAGUAUAAUGACUCUCUGAAGGCCUACCACAACUCUCCAGCCUACCUGGCAUACGUCAAUGCUAAGAAUCGUGCAGAAGCUGCCCUAGAGGAGGAAAGCCGACAGAGACAGUCAAGACUAGACAAAGGCGAGCCCUAUAUGAGCAUCCAACCUGCUGAAGACCCUGAUGAUUAUGACGACGGGUUCUCCAUGAAGCAUACAGCAGCAGCUCGUUUCCAGAGGAACCAUCGACUGAUCAGCGACAUCCUGAGCGAGGUUGUGGUGCCUGAUGUUCGCUCCGUGGUGACCACUGCUCGCAUGCAGGUCCUCAAACGCCAGGUCCAGUCUCUCAUGGUGCACCAGAGAAAGCUUGAAGCAGAACUGCUUCAAAUUGAGGACCGACAUCAGGAAAAGAAGAGAAGGUUCCUGGAGAGCACAGAUUCCUUCAACAAUGAGCUCAAAAGGCUGUGCAGUCUGAAGGUGGAGGUGGAUAUGGAGAAGCUGGCAGCUGAAAUGGCUGCUGCUGAGGAGGCAGCUCGCAGGAGGGCAGAGGAAAGAGAGAGGGAAGCAGCAGAGCAGGUGGAGAGAGCUGCUCAAGAAGAGCAGCAGCCAGUCAGCGCCCAGACCAAUGCCAACCAAGAGCAGACCUCCACCAGCGAGGCCAAGGAUGGAGAAGACAAGCCCACGUCUAUGGAGACAGAUGAGACUCCAGCUGAAGGUUUUGAAGGCCCUCCGGAGGCAGAGCAAACAGCAACAGGAGAGAAACCUGCCCAACCUGAGCCUGCAGAGGGCGCUACAGAUGAGGGCACUAGUGACAGCACGGCUCCAUCUGAAAGCAGCUCUGGGCCUCCAGCUGAACCCCAGGCCUCAGACAACACCCCUGAAGAGCGACUACCCGCCCAGUCACAAUAACCCCACCCCCUAAAUCUCAGUCUUUGAUCUUUGAAGAAUUUUAUGUCCUGUAGGAUUUAUUUAAUCCCAUGACCUGGCAGUACAGCGAGUGAGAACAGUAAAAGAUACAAUAAUCCCCCCUCUAAUGUUUUACAGUGAAAGGAUAGCAGUAUAGUGAUAAUGUCACCUGAGUUCUUGAUAAUGUCAGUCAGCUAUUUGACAGGCGGCGCAGAUAUUUAUUUGAUCUGACAAGCUAAGUGCAAGAUGUUACAACCCCACUUGAGCACUCUGGUGCUUUAAUGCUAUUGAAAGUUGUUUUGCCAUUGGUAAGCAAAAAAAUAACUUAACAAAUGAGUAAAAUGUAGCGCUUGAAUCUUUCAGUCACCAGAUGGGUUGUGUAAAGAAGAACUGCAAGGGUAUUUGCUUUUGCUUACCAUGUUUUUCAUAACUGCCACUGUCUUAGACUGUAAAAUCAUAUCUUUCUUUCAUACUUUACAAGUUUAGUUGAGUAGUAUGUGGAUUGUAGUGAUGAUCUCUUCAGCCUUGAUUUUCCUCAAUUUUUUCCCCUUUUUUAUUUAUUUCAAAUAAAGCCAUGAUAUCACAUCACAACCAAUUUACCACAGAGCACGAGACAUUGAUCUGUUGGUAGCUACAUUGUAUUAAAGUAAACCUCUGGAUUAUUAAUUGUUUUUGUAUUGUUGCAAGUUAUUCCCUCAAAGUGAUUUCUAUGUCUGUUUUAAAUGUCUGCUAUUUUUAUGCAGUUCUUUGGAAUUCUGUUGUAGUAAUUGUUUUUGAAAAUGAUUUUAAAAGUGUUUUAUGGUUCAGUAGUUUUCAUGUCAAACAAUGGUUCAGGUGUUUAGUUGACUAACAAUUUGUGUGAAUACACAAUGCUUUUGCAUUUCACUGUACUCUUUUACAGCAGUGCAGUAACAUUUAAUGAUUUCAACUACUGUAAAACAAGAGCAAUAUAAAAAAAUGAGUUAAGUCAGUGUCAAUGUAAUGUACAAAGCAUACAAACACUGAUCAGCCACAACAUUAAAACCACCUGCCUAAUAUUGUGUAGGUCCAUCUCGUGCCACCAAAACAGCGCCAGCGCCUGCACCAACCAUCAUGCCAUGGUCCAAAUCACUGAGAUCACGUUUUUUCCCCAUUCUGAUGGUUGAUGUGAACAUUAACUGAAGCUCCUGACCAGUAUCUGCAUGAUUUUAUGCACUGCACUGCUGCCACAAGAUUGGCUGAUUAGAUAAUCGCAUGGAUGAUUGUUGGUGCCAGAUGGGCUGGUUUGAGUGUUUCUGUAAAUGCUGAUCUCCUGGGAUUUUCACGCACAACAUUCUCUAGAAAUUACUCCGAAUGGUGCCAAAAACAUGGUGGAAAUGCCUUGUUGAUGAGAGAGGUCAACAGAGAAUGGCCAGACUGGUUCGAACUGACAAAGUCUACGGUACUCAGAUAACCACUCUGUACAAUUGUAGUGAGAAGAAUAUCAUCUGAGAUGCGGGUUGGUGCUGUUUUGGUGGCACAAGGAAGACCUACACAAUAUUAGGCAGGUGGUUUUAAUUUUGUGGCUGAUUGGUGUAUAUUAAAUUACAAUAUAUUGAAUUCUAUACCCUCAAAUAAUCCCUAGUUUGGGUUUCUAAACAAAUUCUAAUAUCAUCUAAACUGAAACUCUGCUAGACCCCAUCUGUAGUAAAAUCCAUUCAAAAGCAAAAAUGAAAAAAAAAAAAAAGGCUUCGUUCUGUUCAUUGAAUGAAAUGAAGAGCAUAUUAUGUUAUGUUGGUUUUUACUUUGUCGUUUGUAUCCAUAUUACUUUGGCACAUGCUGCUCAAAUAACUUGUGGACAUAAAUGAUCUGCCAAGUCUGGAAAAUCUAAUGUGCUUUUUCUAUUAUUAUGGAGAUUUUAUUAUUUUUGUUGUUCGUAUGAUGAUGUUCAUCUGGCAGAGCAAAAACCCCAUGUGCAUUAAAGGAUGUGAUCAACCUAUAUUUAUCAUCAUAUAAAGGCAUCUCCAUAGCAACCAUAUGGAAAAGA